UAUAUUCCUUCUUGUUUGUGUUGUCCUAAUUUGCUUGUUCUAUUUUCUAGCUGCUCCACGGCAAAGAAUAGAGUUGACCUUUGAUGAACAUUAUUAUAUAGAACCAUCGUUUGAAUGUCGGUUUGAUCACUUGGAAGUUCGAGAUGGGCCUUUCGGUUUCUCUCCACUGAUAGAUCGUUACUGUGGCAUGAAGAGCCCCCCAUUAAUUAGAUCAACGGGCAGAUUCAUGUGGAUUAAGUUUAGUUCUGAUGAGGAACUGGAAGGACUGGGAUUUCGAGCAAAAUACUCAUUUAUUCCAGAUCCAGACUUUACUUACCUAGGAGGUAUUUUAAACCCCAUCCCAGAUUGCCAGUUUGAGCUCUCAGGAGCUGAUGGAAUAGUGCGUUCUAGUCAGGUAGAACAAGAAGAAAAAACAAAGCCUGGCCAAGCUGUUGAUUGCAUAUGGACAAUUAAAGCUACUCCGAAAGCUAAGAUUUAUCUGAGGUUCCUGGAGUAUCAAAUGGAGCACUCAAAUGAGUGCAAAAGAAACUUCAUUGCAGUCUAUGACGGAAGCAGUUCUAUUGAAAAUCUGAAAGCCAAGUUUUGCAGCACCGUGGCCAACGAUGUAAUGCUUGAAACAGGCGUUGGAGUAAUCCGGAUGUGGGCAGAUGAAGGCAGCCGGCUGAGCAGGUUUAGAAUGCUCUUUACGUCCUUUGUGGAACCUCCCUGCACAGGCAGCACUUUCUUCUGCCACAGCAGUAUGUGCAUCAAUGAUUCCCUGGUCUGCAAUGGUGUUCAGAACUGCGCAUACCCUUGGGAUGAGAAUCACUGUGAAGAGAAAAAAAAAGCAGGACUAUUUGAACAAAUCACUAAAACUCAUGGAACAGUUAUUGGCAUUACAUCAGGGAUUGUCUUGGUCCUCCUCAUUAUUUCUAUUUUAGUACAAGUGAAACAGCCUCGAAAAAAGGUCAUGGCUUGCAAAACUGCUUUUAAUAAAACUGGCUUCCAGGAGGUGUUUGAUCCUCCUCAUUAUGAGCUGUUUUCACUGCGGGACAAGGAGAUGUCUGCGGACCUGGCUGACCUGUCAGAAGACCUGGACAACUACCAGAAGAUAAGACGCUCCUCCACCGCUUCGCGGUGCGUCCACGACCAUCACUGCGGCUCGCAGGCGUCCAGCGUCAAACAAAGCAGGACCAACCUCAGCUCCAUGGAGCUUCCUUUCCGAAAUGAUUUUGCACAGCCACAGCCCAUGAAAACAUUUAAUAGUACCUUCAAAAAAAGUAGCUUCACUUUCAAACAGGCACAUGAGUGCCCUGAACAGGCCCUAGAAGACAGAGUGAUGGAGGAGAUUCCCUGCGAAAUUUACGUCAGGGGACGAGAAGAGUCUGCACAAGCCUCCAUAUCCAUCGAUUUCUAGUCUUCUGAAGGGGGUGGUGAUGAUUUAGUGAGUAGGUGCAGCCACACAGCAUGCGUACUGCUUUCUCCUGUCAGAAACAGGAAGACCUGCAGUUACUGUUGACAGACUGUGAUGGUGAAGUUUUUAUUACCUCAGGCAGUCUGUAUUUCUUAGACCGACCGAGGCACUUACUCCAUGCAGUGAAAACAAUCAUCAUCCCUUGCGUGGUACCAUGUGAACCCCGCACCAGUUACCCAGCCUUUGAGGAGGAGAGAGGUGGUGUUGAGCAGGCCCACAGGCUGCCUGUGAGUUCCAGCAACAGGACACUGCUCCUGGUCGAUAUGGUUCUAUCAGCGUGAGCCACAGUAAACUUCAGACUAAGGAUUUUCUUUACAUUUUAAAUUCCUUUUAUUCUGUUUUUCUCUAAAUUUGUUUUACAAGCCAGUAAUUUUACCAUUUCAGUUUGUUACAUAAAUACAAGUGGUUAAUGCACCGCACAUAUUUUAAUAGAAGCAUUUGUUCUUGAAUUUAUCAGAUUAUAGCUAGUUACUCUGAUAAGUGUCAGUUAAGGCCCAGAGUUAUAUUUCAUCCAUCUGGUUUUUCUUUACUAAUUUCUGUACUGCUGCCUUGUCAUUACCGGAUUCCUGCUCUUUAUUUUCUGUGAGAAGUAGAUGAUACGAUCUAUCACCUUUUAAUCAUAUUUUGUCUUGGUUAUACUGAACAUUUUCAUAACC
Molecule: messenger RNA, 2109 nt
Organism: Trichechus manatus latirostris (Florida manatee)
Lineage: Eukaryota; Metazoa; Chordata; Mammalia; Sirenia; Trichechidae
Gene: NETO2
Product: neuropilin and tolloid like 2
Exons: 6
Coding region: 188-1396 (402 amino acids)
Cellular component (GO): postsynaptic density
Molecular function (GO): ionotropic glutamate receptor binding
Source: RefSeq, a predicted model, not a curated record